AACUCAUUGCUUACAAAAAUCUGAAAUUUGGGUUGGGCUUAGUAUCAUUACCAAUUGUAAAUCGGUAAAUCACCACAAAACUAUAAUCAGUGUCUUAUACACACCGCACUCUAUUCCUCCCUCCAAAUCCAAACCUCCCAAACUUCCCUAACCAGCGACUAGGGUUAGGGUUUUUCAUCCUUCAAUAGAGACCAAUGGCCAGGUAUCGUAGCCGCAGCCGUAGCCUAAGUAGAAGCUACAGCCCCCCUCGCCGCCGUAGCAGAACUCCGCCACGUGGACGCAAGCGUUACGACGACGACGAGCCUCGCGACCGCUACCGUGACAGCCGCUCUAACCGAGACCGCCGCUCGCCGGCUCCGUGUGGCUUGCUCGUUCGCAAUCUUCCUCUUGACGCUAGGUCAGAUGAUCUUAGGAUCCCUUUUGAGCGCUUUGGUCCAGUGAAGGAUGUGUAUCUUCCUAAGAAUUACUAUACCAGGGAGCCACGUGGCUUUGGGUUUGUGAAGUACCGUUAUGCAGAGGACGCAGCUGAAGCAAAGCUACAAAUGAACCAUACACUUAUUGGCGGACGUGAAAUAAGGAUUGUUUUUGCUGAGGAGAACAGAAAAACUCCCCAAGAAAUGCGCACAACAACUCGUGUAAGCGGAGGAAGCUCUAGAAGAAGAAGAACUCCACCUAGGUCUCCUAGAGGGCAUUAUCGUUCUUACUCGCGGUCAGUUUCACCUCUUAGGCGUGACUCAAGGGACCAUGGAGCUAGGGAGCAUUAUCGCUCCCCUGUGCAGUCUAGAUCAAUUUCACGAUCUCCUUCACCACGUGAUGAAAGAGAAUAUAGGCGGUCCCAUAAUCCUAUGGAGAAUGGACGGAGUCCACAUGUUGAGAGAGACUACAGUAGGUCCCCAAGUCCAAGGGAGAAUGGUCGGGAUCGGCGUGAUGAGAGAGUCUAUGCACCUAGCAGGUCAAGGAGUCCGAGGGGUAAUAAUCACAGUCCGAUGUAGUGCGGUCAUACAAAGUGGACGAGCAGGAAGAAGGAAAAGAAGCAACACGGCAAUGGGAGGUUGUUUGGGAUGAUGAUGAUGAUGUCAAUGACGACUUCGCAGUGCAGCUGAAGAAAGAACUGGAGAGCAACACCGGGAAGUAGCUUCAUUGUUUUUUGUAUUUUCAGAUGUGGCCUGUAGUAAAGCGAUUGUAGUGCUUUGCAUUUAACAAUUUAACUUGCCACAGUAUUUUUAUUUUUGUUUUUUUAAACAACUUGCUACAGUUGUGGCACUCUAGUAUGCUAAUGAUUUUCCUGCAUAUUCUCGUGUAUUAUUGUGUGGAAUUCUAACAUAUCCAGGAAAGUUCAGUUUGCACUGUUAAC
Fragaria vesca subsp. vesca is the source of this 1354-nucleotide messenger RNA. RefSeq lists its product as uncharacterized. Lineage: Eukaryota; Viridiplantae; Streptophyta; Magnoliopsida; Rosales; Rosaceae. Gene Ontology annotation, cellular component: nucleosome; nucleus. The coding region runs from base 195 to 992 and encodes 265 amino acids. Gene Ontology annotation, biological process: sperm DNA condensation; spermatogenesis. Gene Ontology annotation, molecular function: DNA binding; RNA binding. The record is from RefSeq and is a predicted model, not a curated record. The transcript has 7 exons.